AUGGGGACAAAAACGAAAAAGCUCAAAAAGGGAGCAGCAGCUCAAUACAUCACGAGGAGCCAAGCCCUCAAGAAGCUGCAGUUGUCUUUGUCGAACUUUCGACGGGCCUGCAUUUUGAAAGGAAUUUAUCCUCGAGAGCCUUCGGGGAAGUUUUCGAAGAAAGAAAUAUAUUACCACAAGAAAGAUUUGCUGCAGCUUUCUGGGGAUUUGCUGCUGCUGCAGUGGCUGCGGGGCGCAGCAGCAGCAGCAAAGAAAGUCCGAAAAAGUCUCCGAAAAGGAUUAAAAAAAAAAGCCAAGUUUGCAAAAAGACAAAAACUCCAAAUGCCGCUGCAUGCGCUGCUGCAGCAGCAGUUCCGCACCUUCCAGGGGGCCCUGGGGGCCCUCCAGGAGGCCCUUUCUCUCCUUUUUCUCCUCCCAAGGUUUUACUUCCAAAUUCAACUCCUCGGAGUCGACAUCGCCUGGAUCGUACCCCACAGCUUCGCCCAGAACUUGCCAGCAGAAGUGGACUUCCGAGUUCUGGAAACUUAUUCUUUGCUUUACUGCGGGCUGCUGCAAAGUAUUCUUUUCAAACUUUACAAACUUAAAAAGCUGCGCUACCCCCCCCGCCUAGCAGCAGCAGCAAAAGCUGCUGUUGCUGCUGCUGCUGCUGGCUCGCCCUACGUUGCUUCCCACAGGCUGCAGCAGCCCGCCAGCAGAUUCCACUUGCUCCGGAUAGAAAAGGCCCCGCAGCCAGCAGCAGCAGCAACAGCAGCAGCAAAGGGAGAAGCAGCAGAAAAGCGAGAGGCAGCAGCAGCAGCAGCAGGGAAGGGGGCUGCAGCAGCAGCGGGAAAAGAAGCAGCAGCACGGAAGCAGCACAAGACGGAAGAGGAUGAAGAGGACCACGAAGCAACAAGCGUUGGCAGCAGCAACAGCAGCAGCAGCAGCAGCAGCGGCUCCGAAGCAGAGGAGACAGAAGAGGAAAUUGAAGAAGAGACAAAAAAACAGAAGAAUGCAAAAGAAAAUAAAAAAGUGAGCAGCAAAAAGAAAGAACGAGCAGCAGUAGCUGCAGCAGCAGCAGCAGAAGAAGAAGAUGAUGAUGAUGAUGAAGCAGCAGCAGAAGAUGACUCAGCAGCAGAAGAUGACUCAGCAGCAGAAGAUGAAUCAGCAGCAGAAGAUGAAUCAGCAGCAGAAGAUGAAUCAGCAGCAGAAGAUGAAUCAGCAGCAGACAGCAGCAGCAGCGAAGAUGAAGACACAGAAGAGGAGGCAGAGGAAGAAGCAGCAGAAGAUAAAGCAGAGGCAUGCUGCUGCUGCAGAAGCAGCAAAGGAGACAGAGAGUGA
Molecule: messenger RNA, 1317 nt
Organism: Eimeria tenella
Lineage: Eukaryota; Apicomplexa; Conoidasida; Eucoccidiorida; Eimeriidae
Product: pescadillo family protein, putative
Exons: 5
Coding region: 1-1317 (438 amino acids)
Biological process (GO): maturation of LSU-rRNA from tricistronic rRNA transcript (SSU-rRNA, 5.8S rRNA, LSU-rRNA); ribosome biogenesis
Cellular component (GO): PeBoW complex; nucleolus
Molecular function (GO): RNA binding
Source: RefSeq, a predicted model, not a curated record